Molecule: messenger RNA, 1108 nt
Organism: Panicum hallii
Lineage: Eukaryota; Viridiplantae; Streptophyta; Magnoliopsida; Poales; Poaceae
Exons: 3
Coding region: 81-761 (226 amino acids)
Source: RefSeq, a predicted model, not a curated record
CUCCCCCAAUCCGUCUGCCCCCUCGUCUCGCCGACGCCGACCGACCAGUGGCAUUGACUCCCCCCUCACCGCCCAACCAGAUGGAUGUGGACGGGCCCGCCAAGCCCGCGGCCAACGGCGAGGCCGCCUCCGCCGCGCGCCCCGUGGACGUCGUAUCCGGCGGCGGCGAGGAGGAGGGGGAGGACACGCUCCCCGAGGUGGUCCGCGGCUUCCUCGACGGGGUCUGGUCGUCCCCGGGCGGCGGCGAGCCGCUGCUCGGGCGGCUGCGGGCGGCGUCCUGCGAGGCGGCCCCGCGGCUGCGGGGGGCGUCGCGGAACUCGGCGCGGGACCUGCUCGAGUGGACCAGGCGCGGCAGCGGACUCCGCGCCAUCUUCGUCAUCUCGGUUGGGAGCACCACGCUCAUAGCAUUGACUGGCCUCCUCAUUUUCAUGUUCUUCCUGCUGGUUGCGACCGCUAAUGCCGUCAUUGUCUCGGUCCUGAUGUCAUUGGCGGCUGCUGGAGGGUUUUUGGCUAUCUUCUUUGCUUGCGUAGUUGCAGUGUAUAUUGGAGCAGUGUCAGUUGCUGUCUUCGCCAUUUCUGCCACGGUUAUCUCGGCAAUUGUUGGAGUAAUGAUUGCUACUGGCUGGGUCGGAUUCUUCUGGAUGAUCUGGUUCGCCGCGAGGAAGAGCAUGGACCUGACAAAGCACUCCAUCGGCAUGACGAGCUCGGCAAUCCAGUCGUACUCUGCAUCCCGGCAUGCGAACCAGAAGCCCGUAGACUGAGGAGGCUAGCUCCAGUUUGGUCACGUCCUGUAUGGAGCUUUUGAUCUAUGUGAAUUACAGAUUGCCAGUUUGUAAGAUUGUAGAGGACUCCACGCCUGUUACAGCAGCUCUGUUUCUCCCGGUGACUCGGUGUAUAAUAGCUCAGAGCUUUGUGGCAGCAUGUACGUGUGCCAUGGCGCCUAAUAUAUGUUGUUCUUCAGUAUGGCAUGUGAACAGCUGAACUUGUAGUGAAUAGCCACCGCUGCUUGUCCAUACAGCACUUAUGUUUACGCUGUGAAAGUGGCUAUGUUGUAUGUACAUGACCAUAAAUAACAUCGGAAAUGAACAAAUGGAUGCUUUUUUUGGUU